GAAGGUGGUGCCAUCAUAUCACAGAGGUAUAUAUAUACGCACAAAUCGAUGCCUCCCUUCAGAUCAACGGGGACCAGAAAGGGACCGAGGAGUAGAGGAGAAUUUAGGAUAAAGUUUUUGGACUUCUUGGACUUUUUACUAUUUAAAACACACACACAAAAAAAAGACUGAACCAUGUGUUCUGGGAAUUUUGCAAAGUGUUUAGGUAUCACACUCAUUCCCUUAGCUAUUCUUUGCUUCCUCUGCAACAUCCUGCUGCUCUUCCCUGGAGGUAAACCUGCUGAGAACAAUGAUGACAUUACAGAUGAAGCCUGGUACUUCGGGGGAAUUAUCGGCUCUGGAGCCUUGAUGAUUUUCCCGGCGCUGGUCUUCUUGGGACUGAAAACCAACGAUUGCUGCGGCUGCUGUGGUAAUGAGAGCUGUGGGAAAAGAUUUGCGAUGUUUUUCUCCAUUAUAUUUGCUGGAGUUGGUCUUUUGGGAGCUGGAUAUUCAUUCAUCGUGUCGGCAGUUGCGAUCAAUCGGGGACCUAAGUGUUCAACAAAUGGCACAUAUACAUACCCUUUCAGUGAGGGUGACUACCUGUCCAACAAAACAAUGUGGGAAGUGUGUAAGGAGCCUUCAGGCAUCGUGACGUGGCACCUGACGCUCUUCUCCAUGCUGUUGAUUAUGGGUUUGGUUCAGAUGGCACUGUGUGCAUUUCAGGUGGUCAACGGCCUGAUCGGGACCAUCUGCGGAGACUGCUGUGGAUGUUGUGGGGGCUCCUGAACUGGAUAAGAGUCCAGGAAAGUGAUGGAACAUAUUCUGAAGAUAAAAGUAAUAUUGAAGAGUUUUUGUCUACAUUUUCCAGAUCUUGUUUUUUUUUUAUUAUUAUUUAUGCCAUAUAGACAUUUUGUACAGGUUUACAGAGUACAGUAUGCCUCUUUUGCUUGAUGGUGUGCCUCAUGAAGGCAAAAGAGAAUUUAAAUAUUUAUAUGCGAUGUUUAACGAUCAUUACAGUCACAUUUUAAUGGGAAAAAAAAGGUUGCUUUUGCUAAAUAUGGACAACAAAUAGUUGUUGUAAUCACUUUUUACACACUGAGUCUUUUACUGCAAUUACUGACACAAGGCUUGAUACCGAAUAUUCUAAAAUAAUAAAAUGAUCAACGUUAAACACAGAUGUCCUAGUCUUCUUUUCACUGCAAUGCAAAACAGGAAACUGUCAUGGAAGAGCAGAAGAAUGAUGCUGCAGGAUGUAACCCUGAAUUCCUUGGAGGAUCUAAAGAUUACACUGAAAACAACAUCUGGCCAAUUUUUCUGAGAACUUCACAAGAGACACUUUUCAGUUGAU
Messenger RNA from Hemibagrus wyckioides, 1327 nucleotides. It is a transcript of the gene tm4sf4, whose product is annotated as transmembrane 4 L six family member 4. Bases 175 to 765 code for a protein of 196 amino acids. The transcript has 5 exons. Gene Ontology annotation, cellular component: membrane. The record is from RefSeq and is a predicted model, not a curated record. Lineage: Eukaryota; Metazoa; Chordata; Actinopteri; Siluriformes; Bagridae.